Messenger RNA from Rosa rugosa (rugosa rose), 2608 nucleotides. RefSeq names its product QWRF motif-containing protein 2. Gene Ontology annotation, biological process: spindle assembly; centrosome cycle. The coding region runs from base 289 to 2268 and encodes 659 amino acids. Gene Ontology annotation, cellular component: cytoplasm; centrosome; nuclear microtubule. The transcript is spliced from 6 exons. The record is from RefSeq and is a predicted model, not a curated record. NCBI's taxonomy places the organism in Eukaryota, Viridiplantae, Streptophyta, Magnoliopsida, Rosales, Rosaceae. Gene Ontology annotation, molecular function: microtubule binding.
UCCUCCAAAGUUUCUCAUCCCCGGAAAAAGCCCACCUUCAACACUCUCAACACUCCCCGAAUCUCACCCCUCUCUCUCUCUCUUCCUCUACCUACUCCUCUCUCUUUCUCUUCCUCUCCCCCAAAAACCCAGAAACUCAAACACCCAAAAUGCAGCUGCGUCUCCCCUUCAAAACCCACCUCUCAAUUUCUCCAAUUUCCUGAAAAAGGGUUCUCGGAAUUCGCGUCUUUCUGCGUCAAAGUUUCCAUCUUUAGAGAGGCAAUGUGAGCCGGGUUUUUUUUUCCUACCAUGGUGGCUGCCAUUUCCGACCCGACCCAUCUCCAGACCCAAUCUCGGCCGCCGCUUCUUCCCUCCGACAAUGCCUCCUCCGCCGCCGCAGCCGUUCAACGACGCGUCGUCCUCCGCGGCAGGCAGGUCUCCUCCAAGUACAUGUCCACUCCUUCUCCUUCUUCUUCAACCUCGACUUCUACCUCUACUACAGUCUCCUCCUCCGGGUCUUCCAGAAGAUGCCCUUCGCCGCUGCUCUCGCGGUCUAUGAACUCGUCUCCGGCGCCGAAUUCCGGCCCGAAGCGGGCCCAAUCGGCCGACCGGAGGCGACCCGGUACGGCCCGGACAGUACCGGAGCACCGGCUGAGCAAUGCGGGUUCCGAAGUCUCCGCCGCCACCAGACUCCUCGUCACUUCCACCCGGAGCCUCUCGGUAUCGUUUCAGGGCGAGGCGUUCUCGCUUCCGAUUAGUAAGACCAAGGCGGCGGUAGGGGCUGCUCCGGCGAGGAAGGCCACGCCGGAGCGGCGGAGGUCGACGCCGGUGAGAAGAGAAGGAGAUCAGGUGGAGAAUUCUAGGCCCUCCGGCGGUGGUGAUCAGCACCGGUGGCCGGCCCGGAGUCGGCAACCGAAUUCGAAUUCGGGUUAUUCGAACCCGAAUUUGAGUAGGAGUAUGGACUGUAGGAGUGUGGAGAAGAAGAGUGUGAAUGUGAAUAAUGGGGUUGGAUCUGGUGUGGUAGCUAGGGCGUUGCAGAAGUCUAUGAUUGAGGAGAGUAGAGGAUCGAGGUCAAGAUCGUCUUUUGAUGGUAGGUUGAGCUUGGAUUUGGGGCAUUUUGGGGGCAAUGCUGAGGUUUUGAGGGGUGCUCAGCACAACCCAGAUGCUAAUAAUGAGUCUUCUGUGCCGUCUGAUCUCACUGCUUCCGAUACAGACAGUGUUUCUUCCGGUAGCACUUCAGGUGUUCAGGACUCCAACAAUGUGGCUUCUGCCAAGGCCGCACAAGUGGCCGCCCCUCGCGGCAUUGCUGUGUCUGCAAGGUUCUGGCAGGAGACGAAUAGCAGGUUGCGGCGGUUGCAGGAUCCCGGUUCACCUUUGGCGACUAGUCCUGUGUCGAGAGCAGGGGCGGCGGGGAAGUAUAUGCAGGCGAAAAAGUUGAAUGGGGAGAAUCCUGCGUCGUCUCCGAGGACAGUGGCUUCUCCCAUUAGAGGAGCUACUAGGCCGGCUUCGCCGGGGAAGCUGUGGACGUCUUCGUCUUUGUCACCUUCGAGGGGGAAUGCUAGUCCUUCAAGGGUGAGGAAUAGUUUUAGUGGUCCAUUGAGUAGUGGUUAUGCUGCUAGUACGCCUUCGUUUCUUAGUUUCUCUAUUGAUACCCGGAGAGGGAAGAAGGGGGAAGACCGCAUUGUUGAUGCACACAUGCUCCGGCUUCUGUAUAACCGUUAUCUGCAGUGGCGGUUUGUAAAUGCAAGAGCAGAUGCUACAUACAUGGUGCAGAGAGUGAAUGCAGAGGAAAAUCUUUGGAAUGCAUGGGUAACUAUCUCAGAGCUACGACAUAAUGUCACACUUAAAAGGAUCAAGUUACUUUUGUUGAGGCAUAAGUUGAAGCUAACUUCUAUCCUCAAAGGACAAAUUACUUAUUUGGAAGAAUGGGCUCUUCUGGACAGAGAUCACUCUAGUUCUUUGCUAGGAGCGAAUGAAGCUUUGCAAGCCAGUACCCUUCGUCUUCCAGUCGUUGGAAAAGCAAUAGUUGACUUUCAAAAGCUGAAAGAUUCUGUGGGCUCAGCAGCUGAUGUGAUGCAGGCAAUGGCAUCCUCGAUAUGCUCGCUUUCAUCAAAGGUGGAAGAAAUGAAUUCCUUGGUAUCUGAACUUGUGAAGGUGACUACAACAGAACGUCUUGUGCUUGAACAAUGCAAAGAUUUUUUGUCAACAUUAUCAGCCAUGCAAGUCAAGGACUGUAGCUUGAGAACACAUAUAAUACAACUAAAACGUCUACCAUUACCCGCAGCCUGACUAAACGUGUGUAGAACUGAUGUUUAUUUGACUACUCACUCCUAAUGCUAACAUUACACGGAAAGUUUCUUUUUCCACCACGCGGAGGCAGCAGAGGUAAUAUGGAUGGAUGAAAUAGCUAGUUUUGGCUUCUGAGUUUGGCAUUUUUGGAACCUGUUGUGGUCUUCUCUGUCAUGUAUCUCAUGUAUGUUUUGUAUCUGAAGAAUACAGAAAAAGGGGCUUUUACCUCUUACUAGUUAGCUGUAUACAAGCACUCUUCGAAAAUGGAAAUGUAUAUGUAUAUAUAUGUAAUGUUCUCCUGGUCUCUGUUAAGUAAGUAGUCUGUGGUAAAGUUCUUCAA